CUUCACUUUACUGUCCAAUCAAAGAUUACGUUGCUGUGUUGUUGUACGUGCUCUGACAGCGGAACUGAAUAAUCGAAAUACAGGCUGUCUGCUAGAAACCAACACAACAAGAUGGAGGUGGAGCAGCUCCUGUCUCUGUCAGGCUCAGCACUGGCCCAGGCUGUCAGCUCCCUGCUGGAGACCCCAGGCCUCUACGUCUUCUCUGAUCUGGAGCUGCCUAAUGUCAGAGAGCUGGAGAAUGGCCCUCAUGCACCAGUGUACCAGCUCCUGAACCUCUUUGCCUAUGGAACCUACUGCGACUACAAAGAGAGAGCAGCCUCUCUUCCAGAGUUGACCCCGGCACAGAAGAACAAACUCCGCCAUCUGUCCAUCAUCAGCCUGGCAUCCAACCUCAAGUGCCUGCCGUACUCACUGCUCCUGCAGCAGCUCGAGCUGAAGAAUGUGCGGGAGCUGGAGGACCUGCUGAUCGAUGCUGUUUACUGUGACAUCAUCCAGGGCAAACUGGACCAGAGGAACCAGCAGGUGGAGGUGGACUGCAGUGUGGGUCGUGAUCUCGGCCCCAACGAGCUCCCCAACAUAAUCAACACACUGCAGGAGUGGUGUACAGGGUGUGAGGCGGUGCUGUGUGGUAUUGAGGAGCAGGUCUCGAGGGCAAACCAGUACAGAGAGAGCCAGUUGAAAGUCAAAGUCCAAGUGGAAACAGAGGUGUCAAACCUGCAGAAAACGUUAAAGGCCAGCGCCGCCUCUCCGUCUUCAGGCCCUGCUCCCGCUGGAGCCGCCUCCAAUCAGGAUGCAGACCAGCCUGCAGAGCCACGAGACCCCGCCUCCUCUCAGGAACCACGACAACCAGGGAAAAAAAGCUCUAAGGUGAAAGGGCUGCGCGGCAGUGGGAAGAUAUGGUCCAAGUCCAACUGAAGACACAAGACUCAUAUGUGGAGACGGCAGUACUGAUGGACACUCUCACAAAUUAACGAACACAUGGACACGUUGACGGACAAACGGAUAUAUUAAAGAUGUGACAAAUGUUCACGGACACCCUUGCCACAGUAAAACCUGGAAGCUUCAUGGGAACUACUAAAUCUCACCUUUGAUGGAAAUUCAGAAAUGCACACUGGCUGAUGGAAAUGACAGGUGUGACAAUACACUCUUGCAGUUUUUAAUAGCGUAACAGGCGGACUAUUAGUGUACACACACACACAUACACACAGCACUUGUAACACAUCAGGACAGAACAGCAGGAGUCAGUUGCCUUUGACCAGAGUCAUGAUCAGUGUAUUUAACACGUAUGUGUGCUUCUCUUGGUUUAAAAAUGUUCUUUUGGUUUAGAUUGAUUCUAUGUUGCUUUGUAUUUUUUCUUUCUUCUGAGUUGGGACAUGUGUAAAAUCUGAAUAUAAAUUGUUGGGAAAUAAAACGAAGCCCUGUACUUAU
This is a messenger RNA of Micropterus salmoides (largemouth bass), 1428 nucleotides long. RefSeq names its product COP9 constitutive photomorphogenic homolog subunit 7A (gene cops7a). Gene Ontology annotation, biological process: COP9 signalosome assembly. Gene Ontology annotation, cellular component: COP9 signalosome. The record is from RefSeq and is a predicted model, not a curated record. Lineage: Eukaryota; Metazoa; Chordata; Actinopteri; Centrarchiformes; Centrarchidae.